UUUGUCAUGGUGGAUUAUUAUAUGCAAUUUUGAUGUAUCUUUUGAUAAACCCCUGUUUCGUGGACUAAAUAUUCUGCCUUUGCUUGUGGUCACAUAUUGUUCAAAGCCGGCUCUAGUCCCUCCUCUAAAGCAUAUAAACCAUCUUGUUUUGGCCCCAUGUCAUGCAAAAUUAAACAAACCACAUUUUAAAACAUCCUGUGUAGUUUAGCUUUAGAUGGUUGUAAGCAGGUAAAUGACACUCAUGUCCUAAAUUCAAUUCACUUUAAACACUUCAUUUUAGUUUUUCCAAAGACAACUUUUCAUUUUGUUAAUAUUUCAUUAUUUUAUAAGAGCUACAUAUUUGAUAUUUUACAUGUCUUAAGCCUCUUAGUUAUAUGGAAUGGCACUAGGCAUGAUCACCCAAUCUUUCGAAUGUGUGGAUGGGACAGAAUGUGAUAGUUUGCUAUGGGUUAUGCAAUCAGUUUGGACUCUCAAGUGUCUUUGAAGGAAAUUGCUUUUCUUUAAUACAAGUCACUCAUUCAACUCUAUAUUGAAUCUCAGAUUAGAGAGAUUUUUAAUCAGAAAUUGAAGCAACUACUGAUAUCAUUUAUUGUUUUUAUGUGUUUAAUAUUGUCAAACAUCUAAGCUGUGGCAUGAAUGAUGAGGUCAAAAAGCUAUGCAGCUUCGAAAAAACUAAAAAAGAACAAGUUGUAGGGAGUUUGAUUGGGCACCAAGUCACGGUAUAUUAAUAAUAAUCAGAAAGGUGAGGCAACUACUGCUAUGAGCAAAUCAAAAGGACAUGUCUCAUUAUAGAACUUGAGAACGUCGGAAAUUUUAAUAUUUGUUCCACAACAUGGAAAACACCAACUUCUUUUUUCUGUCGUAUACUUGACCAGAAAACUAGCAAAUAAUGCUUUUACAGUAAGUUUGGUACAGAUCCAACACAAAUUAUAUAAAAUGCGGUGACUCUGGUAGCAAUUCUCUAUAAGCAGAUGCAAUAAUCACAACCUUUAAAUUGUGUUUGUAAUGUGGUUUUUAUUAAGUUAGAUGAAUUUAGAAUCUAAAACCAAUUGAUGAAAAUCGAUUGUCUCUUUUUUUAAAAGAUAUAUUCUAACUUUUGAUGUAGAACAUUAUCUAUAAUUCACUAUUUUGAGACGAUUGCUUGUUAGCUAUUAAUCUCAAAAUUUUUUUGGCAAAGAUUGAUGAGACCAACUUUGGAUUGAAAUAAUUAUGGAUUAUGUUUGAUACCAUAUUAGUUUCAAUCUAAAAACUAAAAUUAAUCGGUGAUAAAUAGAUUAGCCAACUUUUUACAUAUUAUUAUUUAAGAUCCAUUUGAACUCGAAGUCUCGAACAGAAAUUAUACCUAAUAAUUUUAUCAAUGAAAUUGUGCAUUCUAAAUAGAGAUUUGUAAGUUUGUUUUGUUUUGUCUACCAAAACUAAUUAAGAAUCAAGAAGUAAUUAAUGUCUUAAUAAUUGUUUUAUGACGUGUCAAUUACAAUUUUGUGUCUCCUCUCCUUUCUUCUCUGACCCACAAAUAAACAAAAAACAGCUUAUCCGUCUCCUUGUCUGCAUGAUGAUGCAAUUUUUCAGACAAUUUUCAUCCAAAAUUCUCAUCCAAAUUCUUUCGUAACUUUUUUUGUUUUUUUUUCCUCUCCAGUAGUCAUACAAAGACAAUUUGUUCUCCCUGUUCUGCAAAGAAAAAAAAAACAACAACUGAUUCUUGGAGUUUUUAGUUUUCUUUUUUUCAAGAAAAUUAGAAUUUUUCGAAGGACGCUUUGAUGGAUUUGCAUUUGCAUAUUCGACCCUGGUUUACGGUAUUCUCGAUAAAUCCUUUUAAGAAAACUUUUCUUUGGUGCAAUUUUGUUUUGUUGUUUGACAAAUGCAAUGGAUCUUCAGGGGAUGUCGUGAAAAAUCUUUCAGACAAAAACCUGUUUGAAUGUCUCUCCCGUGUUCUCAUUGUCUCGGCUCUAGUUCGAAAAUGUCUGUCGGUCAAGAAAAUGUCUAUCCUGUCGAAGUUCCUGGGUCGCGUGCUUGCUUAUAUGACCUUUUAUGUUCUGACACACCAAGAUGGACUCUUCAAAUGGAUUUGCAGACAUCUUCUUCUUCUGAUCCUCGAGAUCGGUUGGAGAAGUUGCUGAAGCAACCUGGUAAUAAAUAUUGUGCUGACUGUGGAUCUCCCAAACCGAAAUGGGUAUCUUUAAACCUCGGUGUAUUCAUCUGCAUUAAGUGUUCUGGUGUACACAGAAGCCUUGGAGUUCAUAUAUCAAAGGUUUUAUCAGUUAAGCUAGAUGAGUGGACAGAUGAUCAAGUUGAUAUGCUCGUAGGGUGCGGUGGAAACACUGUAGUGAACCAAAGAUUCGAAGCUUGCAACAUCGACCAGUUAAAGAAACCUAAACCAGAUUCCAAUAAUGAGGAACGCAAUGAUUUCAUCAGGAAGAAAUAUGAGCUGCACCAGUUUAUGGAUCCAAAAGAUAGUGAUUUGUGCUCUCAUCAGCAGCCUAGCCAAGUAAAUAAUCCACCAGCGUCUUUAUGUUCUUCUAGCCACCGUUCUGCGAAAAACCGUAUUGGUCAUGCUCUUAGGAAUAGCUGGGGAAGAAGAGAAUCUGAUCACAAAGGCACAAAGAAGAGCAAUUCUCUGGCAGGUAUGGUUGAGUUUGUUGGAUUGAUUAAGGUUAAUGUGGUUAAAGGAACAAACCUUGCGGUUCGAGAUGUGAUGACCAGUGAUCCUUAUGUCAUCCUUUCUCUUGGCCAACAAUCGGUAAAAACAAGGGUGAUAAAGAACAACUUGAAUCCUGUGUGGAAUGAGACGUUGAUGCUUUCGAUACCUGAGCAGGUGCCUCCUCUCAAAGUGCUAGUGUACGACAAGGACAAGUUCACGACGGAUGAUUUCAUGGGAGAGGCAGAGAUAGACAUAGAACCAUUGGUGAGUGCAGCAAUAGAGUACGAGACAUCAACCAUAAGAGAAACGAGGCGGCUGGGGAGUUGGCUGGCGUGCAAAGAGGAUACAUCGGUGAGUGAUGGAAUAGUCUCACAUGAAGAAGUGAAAGUGAAACAAGACAUUUCACUAAGGCUUCAAAAAGUGGAGAGAGGUGUUCUUGAGAUCCAGAUUGAAUGUCUUCCACUAACUCAAUGAUAAACACUUUCGUUUUCUCCCUCGUUUUCUUGUUGUUGUUUAUAUUGAUAGUGAAGAGAUGCUACUUUUUUCUUGAGAUACCUCAAAACCUAUGUACAAAAACGCAUAAUCUGAUUGAUGAUUGACAAUUCUUUCAGAACCAAUCCUAGUUUCUACCAAAUAAUAUGAAAACAAGCAAUAGCUU
Messenger RNA from Brassica napus (rape), 3296 nucleotides. RefSeq names its product probable ADP-ribosylation factor GTPase-activating protein AGD11. Gene Ontology annotation, molecular function: phospholipid binding; GTPase activator activity. Bases 1916 to 3112 code for a protein of 398 amino acids. The transcript is spliced from 9 exons. The record is from RefSeq and is a predicted model, not a curated record. Lineage: Eukaryota; Viridiplantae; Streptophyta; Magnoliopsida; Brassicales; Brassicaceae.